Molecule: messenger RNA, 201 nt
Organism: Anisakis simplex (herring worm)
Lineage: Eukaryota; Metazoa; Nematoda; Chromadorea; Rhabditida; Anisakidae
Source: the annotation of a GenBank genome assembly
AUGGCGAGUCGUUGUUUUCGGUUGGCAAUGUCCGCAGACGCGAAUCACGCCGAAAGUGUCUGCAAUCUGGCCGUUCUGCAGAUGCGAGACGGCAAACUUGAACAAAGCCGAGCGUUGUUUCUGUCGGCAAUUCAAAAAGGACCACAUCUUUUCGAACCACACUUCAAUCUGGCACUACUCACCUAUCAGGUUAUAAUUUAG